GUCUGUCCUUUCCGCGGUGCCGAAUUCUGAGGAGCGCACGUGUAUUGGGAAUGGUUGCAUUGCCGCGGAGGUUCGGAGGAUUCGUGAUCUACAAUCCUGCUCUGAAAAAAGCCAGACUUAACUGAUGUUUGUCCCGUCCUUCAAAUUAUCUGUCUUUUUUCAGUUUUCCCGGACAUAAUUCCAUUUUCUUCGGCAUCAGAUGUAAUUGAAAUGACAGCGGAAUCUAAUCGUCUUGGAAGCUUUGAGGGACCCAAGGACAGGUGAAAAAUGAAAGCGCCCAUCCCUCUGCAGAUCCUGCUCUACGCUACGGUCAUCAGGAGCCUGAAGGUGGUGUCCAAGAGGGGAUCAGGGACGGCCCCUCAAGCAGACCUGCUUUUGAACCUGGGCCCCAGAGUGGAUGGCUGUACAGACUGGUCGUUGGACUACUUGAAAUACAAAGUGCUUUUGGGAGAGCCGGUGAGGAUUAAAUGUGCUUUAUUCUAUGGAUAUAUCCGAGCGAACUACACUCACGCCCAGAGCGCCGGACUCAACCUCAUGUGGUACAAGAGCACUGGGCUCGGGGACCACGGGGCUUUAGUGCAGGGCUUUGAAGAGCCCAUCUCCUUCGACGGCAUACGAAUGAGCAAAGAGGAGGACUCUAUAUGGUUCAGGCCCGCCGAGCUGCAGGACGCGGGACACUACUCUUGUGUGUUGAGAAAUUCGACAUACUGUAUGAAAGUCUCCAUGGAGCUGUCAGUGGCUGAAAAUGACACAGAUGCCUGCUAUAACUCCAAGAUGAGGUACUUUGAGAAGGCAGAGUUAAGUAAAAGCAAAGACAUCAUCUGCCCCGAUAUUGAGGACUAUGUACAGCCGGGGAAGGAUCCAGACCUAGUCUGGUACAAGGAAUGCAAGCCCAAACAGUGGAGGCAGAGUAUUGUGAGAAGAAAGGACACCCUCUCUAUCCGUGAGGUCCGCGAAGAUGACAUUGGAAAUUACACGUGUGAAAUACAAUUCGGGAGCUUUGUGGUUCGAAGAACAACAGAGUUAUCAGUCACAGCCCCGCUGACAGACAAGCCACCCAAGAUCCUCUUCCCCUCCGAGAACAAAAUAAGCACCCUGGAAACGCAAAUAGGUAGCAUGGUGAACCUCACUUGCCGUGCGUUCUUUGGCUACAGCGGCGAUGCCAGCCCACAGAUCUACUGGAUGAAGGGCGAAAAGUUCAUCGAGGACCUGGAUGAGAGACACGUGCGCGAGAGCGAAAUGAAAACCAUCCGUGAGCAUCUAGGGGAGCGGGAGGUGUCUAUCUCCUUGAUGAUCGACCCUCUGAAGGAGAGCGACCUGGGAAACUACACCUGCUAUGUGGAGAACAACAACGGCAGAAGGCAGGCCACCAUACAGCUCGCCAAGAGGGCAGAGCUUAUGUACACAGUGGAGCUGGCCGGGGGUCUGGGAGCCAUUUUGCUGCUGCUCAUCUUCCUGGUCACUCUGUACAAAUGCUACAAGAUCGAGCUCAUGCUCUUCUACCGAAACCACUUUGGGAGCGAGGACGUGGACGGAGAAAAUAAGGACUAUGACGCCUAUCUGUCCUACACCAAAGUGGACCCUGACCAGUGGGGCCAGGAGACCAGGGAGGAGGAGCGUUUUGCGCUGGAGAUCCUCCCCGACAUCCUGGAAAAGCAUUAUGGGUAUAAGCUCUUCAUCCCAGACAGGGACUUAAUCCCCACAGGAAGUAUCACCAAUGAGCAUUACCAGGAUGAUACUGGACUUCUUAGAGCCUACAUCGAGGACGUGGCGCGCUGCGUGGACCAGAGCAAGCGGCUGAUCAUCGUCAUGACGCCCAACUACGUGGUGCGCCGGGGCUGGAGCAUCUUCGAGCUGGAGACGCGGCUGCGCAACAUGCUGGCGAGCGGCGAGAUCAAGGUGAUCCUGAUCGAGUGCGCCGAGCUGCGCGGCAUCAUGAACUACCAAGAGGUGGAGGCGCUCAAGCACACCAUCAAGCUGCUGACCGUCAUCAAGUGGCACGGCGCCAAGAGCAGCAAGCUCAACUCCACCUUCUGGAAGCACGUGCUGUACGAGAUGCCCUUCAAGCGCACGGAGCCCAUGAUCAGCCACGAGCAGGUGCUGGACGUCAGCGAGCAGGGGCCCUUCGGCGAGCUGCAGACCGUCUCGGCCAUCAGCAUGGCGGCCGCCACCUCCACCGCCAUGGCCACCGCCCACCCGGACCUGCGCUCCACCUUCCACAACACCUACCACACGCAGAUGAGGCAGCAGAAACACUACUACCGCAACUACGAGUACGACAUCCCGGCCACCGGCGGCACGCUGCCCACGCUCGCCUCGCUGGGCAACCAGCACACGUACUGCAACAUCCCCAUGACUCUGCUCAACGGCCAGCGGCCCUCGCACGCGCAGCAGCCCAAGAGCUCGCGCGAGCAGAGCCUGGAGGAGGCGCACGCCAACAACGCCAUGCUGCCGCUGCUGCCGCGCGAGACCAGCAUAUCCAGCGUCAUCUGGUGA
Messenger RNA from Engraulis encrasicolus (European anchovy), 2496 nucleotides. RefSeq names its product interleukin 1 receptor accessory protein-like 1b (gene il1rapl1b). The record is from RefSeq and is a predicted model, not a curated record. NCBI's taxonomy places the organism in Eukaryota, Metazoa, Chordata, Actinopteri, Clupeiformes, Engraulidae. The transcript is spliced from 14 exons. Gene Ontology annotation, molecular function: interleukin-1 receptor activity. Bases 268 to 2496 code for a protein of 742 amino acids. Gene Ontology annotation, biological process: signal transduction; negative regulation of exocytosis.